UGAGUCAUACUACUACCUCAACGGAUAUAGGAGUUGUCCUGUGGUAGAGUGAGAGACAGUUCAGAGCGACGCAAAUGGGUGGCGUUGCCAUAGCAACAAGGCCGUUCCGUCUAAUCAAACCUUACACAGCAGCACUCGCUUAUCUCUCACUACACACCACAUCCAAACCUCCCUCUCUCCGCCCCAAUCCACCUCCCCCCUUCUCCUCCCGCCGCCGCCUCUUCUGCGCCGCAACUCUCCCCUCCGCCGACCACAAGGUUUCCAAAUUCCGCAAGAAGCUCAAAAUCGCCGACGUAAAAGCCGACGAUGACCUCACCUUGCUCGGCCAAACCCUCGUCCUCACCGGCUGGGUCCGCACUCUUCGUCCUCAAGCCACCGUCACAUUCCUUGAGAUUAACGAUGGAUCGUGCCUUUCUAACAUGCAAUGCGUGUUGGACCCUGAGGUUGAAGGUUAUGAUCAGGUAGGCUUGAUUACCACUGGUGCCUCUGUAUGGGUGCAAGGAGUUGUCGUGGAGAGCCAGGGAGCGAAACAGAAAGUGGAAUUGAAGGUUAAAAAGAUCGUGCUGGUUGGCAAGAGUGAUCCUUCCUUUCCCAUCCAAAAGAAAAGAGUUAGCAAUGAAUUCCUGAGAACAAAAGCACAUCUUCGUCCGAGGACAAAUACUUUUGGUGCAGUUGCAAGAGUAAGGAAUGCAUUGGCCUAUGCUACGCACAAGUUCUUCCAAGAAAAUGGGUUUGUAUGGGUCUCAAGUCCUAUUAUAACAGCUUCAGAUUGUGAGGGAGCGGGUGAACAGUUUUGCGUUACUACAUUGAUACCAAGUUCUCACGAAUCUGCUGAUUCUCCUAUUGAUGCUAUUCCAAAAAUAAAUGACAAAUUAAUUGACUGGUCACAAGACUUUUUUGGAAAACCAGCAUUCUUGACUGUUUCAGGUCAACUCAAUGCAGAAACUUAUGCUACUGCUCUUUCUGAUGUCUAUACAUUUGGUCCCACAUUCCGAGCCGAAAAUUCCAACACCUCUAGGCACUUGGCUGAAUUUUGGAUGAUUGAACCAGAGCUUGCAUUUGCUGAUCUAAAUGAUGACAUGGCUUGUGCGACUGCCUAUCUCCAGUUUGUAAUAAGAUAUAUUCUCGAUAACUGCAAGGAAGACAUGGAGUUUUUCAAUACAUGGACUGAUAAAGGAAUCAUUGAUCGCUUGAGUGAUGUAGCAGAUAAAGAUGUUUUGCAAAUAACGUACACCGAAGCAAUAGAUCUACUAUCUCAAGCAAAGAAGAAGUUCGAAUUCCCGGUGAAAUGGGGUUGUGACCUGCAGAGUGAGCAUGAGCGUUAUAUAACUGAGGAGGCAUUUGAUGGAUGCCCUGUUAUAAUCAGAGACUAUCCAAAGGAUAUUAAGGCAUUCUAUAUGCGACAGAAUGAUGAUGGAAAAACAGUUGCAGCUAUGGACAUGUUGGUUCCAAAGAUUGGUGAACUUAUUGGCGGAAGCCAAAGAGAAGAAAGGCUUGAACAUCUAGAAGCUCGUUUAGAUGAUUUAAAGCUGAAUAAGGAUGCAUAUUGGUGGUAUCUUGAUUUGCGUCGUUAUGGUACAGUACCUCAUGCGGGCUUUGGUUUGGGGUUUGAAAGACUCGUUCAGUUCGCAACAGGAAUGGACAAUAUAAGGGACGUGAGUCCUUUUCCUCGAGCACCUGGUUCAGCUGAGUUUUAGAUCUUGAAGAAAUAUGGAUUGAUCCACAUUCUUUUUUACUAUUCAAAAUGUCAAUUUUGGGCAAUCAAGUUUCCUUUUGUUUUGUUAAUUUCUUUUUUAAAAUUACGCUUAGGUCGAAAUGAUUGAGGCAACAUGGUGAAUUCUCCCACGUUAUGUACAGCAUGUGUAAAGACUUCAGUGUGCGAAAUUACGCAUUAAACUUUAUCGGAAGUUCAUGAUAUAUGAGAUAUUAAACAA
Lotus japonicus is the source of this 1934-nucleotide messenger RNA. RefSeq names its product asparagine--tRNA ligase, chloroplastic/mitochondrial. Gene Ontology annotation, biological process: asparaginyl-tRNA aminoacylation. The coding region runs from base 75 to 1697 and encodes 540 amino acids. NCBI's taxonomy places the organism in Eukaryota, Viridiplantae, Streptophyta, Magnoliopsida, Fabales, Fabaceae. Gene Ontology annotation, cellular component: mitochondrion. The transcript is spliced from 15 exons. The record is from RefSeq and is a predicted model, not a curated record. Gene Ontology annotation, molecular function: ATP binding; nucleic acid binding; asparagine-tRNA ligase activity.